UGGUUGUCUGGUCAAAGGUGAUGUCCUUUUCGUAAGGGGAUGUCCUUCUGCCAACGUUGCAGGUUCUGUCAAGUUGAACGAGGUUGAGAAGUCGUAGUUGUGUAGUGGACUUUUGCAUGUUAAUUAGAGCAAAGCUAUCCGGAAGAAGAAGAUGUGUGGGAUUUUUGCAUACCUAAAUUUUAGAAUCAAAAGAGAUAGGAAACAUAUAUUGGAUACACUGAUAAAAGGCCUCCAGAGACUUGAAUAUAGGGGAUAUGAUUCAGCAGGACUGGCAGUAGAUGGGGAUGAUCUUAUAUGUGAAAAUGAAUGCAUCUUUAAGACAUGUUUAAUCAAGCAAAGAGGAAAAGUUAAAGAUUUACAAGCCUCAGUGGACAGCUCAAACUUGAAAAAUGAGUUACAAUUUGACACACACUUGGGCAUUGCACACACAAGAUGGGCCACCCAUGGAGAGCCAAGCAUUGUCAAUGCACAUCCACACAGAUCAGAUGAACAGAAUGAAUUUGUAGUCGUUCACAAUGGAAUUAUUGCAAACUACAAAGAACUGAGGCAGUUCUUGACUUCAAAGAACAUGCCACCAGAAUCUGAAACUGACACUGAAUGCAUUGUAAAACUUUUGAAGUAUGUAUAUGAAAAGGACAAAAAGUCUGGAAGAAAACCCAGCAGCUUUCAAGAACUUGUUGAGAAAGUGGUUGCUCAGCUGGAUGGAGCCUAUGCAUUAGUGUUCAAGAGCAGUGCUUUUCCAAAUCAAUGUGUGGCCACAAGGAAAGGAAGCCCUUUACUGAUUGGUGUCAAAAGCACGAAGCCAAUUACCUUGGACCAAGUGCCUGUAACCUUCAUGUCUCCUUGUAGUGGUGAGCAACAAGAUCCAUCAAGAGAUGAGAAGUUGGGCAAAAGAGACGAUGAUGAGAAAUCGUUUACUCAAUUCAAUCAUGCCGAUGAUGCAUCGAUGGAGUAUUAUUUUGCUUCAGAUGCCAGUGCCAUAAUCGAGCAUACCAAUCGUGUCAUAUUUUUGGAGGAUGAUGACGUAGCAGUUGUUAUUGAUGGAAAUCUUUCUAUAAGAAGAAUGAAGCAUGAUGGUGCGUCUUUGACAAGAGAUAUCAUGACUCUACAGAUGGAACUGCAACAGAUUAUGAAAGGAAGCUUUAGUUCGUUUAUGCAAAAAGAAAUCUUCGAGCAGCCGGAGAGUAUCUUCAACACGAUGAGAGGACGAGUGAACUUUGAAACUGGUAAAGUGACCUUGGGUGGCCUACAAUCGCACAUGGCCUACAUUCGAAGAUGCCGAAGACUCAUCUUCAUUGCAUGUGGCACAAGCUACCAUAGUGCUAUCGCUACGAGACAACUGAUUGAAGAACUCACAGAACUACCCGUCAUGGUUGAGCUGGCAAGUGAUUUCCUUGACAGAAACACCCCAAUUUUCAGGGACGAUGUGUGCUUCUUCAUCAGCCAGUCAGGUGAAACCGCGGACACUUUGCAAGCGUUGAGGUACUGCAAGCAACGUGGGGCGCUUCUUGUUGGCAUAACCAACACAGUUGGAAGUAGCAUAUCAAGGGAGACGAUGUGUGGUGUGCACAUUAACGCUGGGCCUGAGAUUGGAGUUGCAAGCACAAAAGCCUAUACAAGCCAGUUCAUUUCUUUAGUAAUGUUUGCUGUAAUGAUGGCUGAAGACAGAAUAUCUAAACAAGACAGGGUCAAAGAAAUUGUCCAAGGAAUGAAAGCGCUACCAGAUAAGAUUAGAGAGGUUUUGAAACUGGAUGAGCAAAUCAAUUCCUUGGCAAAACAAUUUCACAAAGAAAAAAGUUUGCUGGUAAUGGGAAGAGGGUAUCAGUUUGCAACUUGUUUGGAAGGUGCCCUGAAAGUCAAGGAAAUAACAUACAUGCACUCUGAGGGCAUACUUGCUGGUGAGCUAAAACACGGACCAUUAGCUCUUGUGGACAAGGACAUGCCUGUUCUUAUGAUUGCUAUGAGGGACAAAACCUUCCCGAAAUGCAUGAACGCCAUCCAGCAAGUAAUUGCAAGACAUGGGCGACCAGUGAUUAUAUGUUCUCAAGGUGACCAAGAAAUCAAGUCACAUGCUUAUCGGACGCUUGAAGUACCAUAUAUUGUUGACUGUUUGCAUGGCAUCCUCACUGUUAUUCCUUUGCAACUGCUGUCCUACCAUCUCGCUGUUUUGAGAGGAUAUGAUGUGGACUUUCCCAGAAACCUUGCAAAGUCUGUGACUGUCGAAUAAAGAUCAAUAUUUUAUGGUUUCAAUAACGCUAUUGGAACGAUUUAAAGCACUAUUUUGUCAUGUAAACUUUUAGAAUCUGAAAGUCUUUAAGUAGUUCUAUUUCUUAUAAUCUAACUUUAUUCUCAAUGAAAGAUAUGCAUAACCAAUGAUGAAUGCAGGGGUUUUAAAGAAGAUGUAUUCUUAGGGAGACAUGUCCUCAAAUGGGAUCAACCAGCCACGGAGCUGCAGGAAGGAUGACAAUUUUGACAACAACCUGCCCCUUCUUGCUAUAGUUUUUCCAAAUGCUAUUUUGAAAAGUUGGCACAAUUAUGAUUCCAUGAGCUUGAUUUAGUCCAAAUAUAUCUGUUUUCUUGUUUUAAAGCCUGCCCCCCUCAGGUAUGGUUCUUGCUGAAGUUUGCCCACCCUAGCCGACAUCUAUAGCUACGUGGUUGGGGUCAACUCUCGACCAGAAUAGGCAGACUUUCCUUGCUACUGGAAUAUCAACUUAGAUACCUAGAAACGUUCCUUCGAGAAAUUAUGCCUCGUUUGAUUUAUGUUGUAGUUCCUGGGGUUAGUUUGGUUGGAAAUAACUCAGACAAAGAGUAUUAAUAGCCAAGAUUUAUAGACACCAACAUUUUAAGUAGCCAAAAAUGUCCUCCUGUCAGUGAUUUAUUCCCCCCUUGGUCUAAAUAGCUGCUCUUAUCAUUAGCCAUGCAGUAAGUAAAAGGUUUAGACUGCAGCCUUAUAGAUACAUUCAAAUGACAAAAUUAUUCCGAGUUUCACUUUUGUUUCGGUAACCUUAACCAAAGUUAAUGAUAUAGUUUUGAGUAAAUUAAAUGAUAUUUGUACUUCAGAAUAUUUUGCAUCUAAUUAAUAAGAAAUUAAAUAUGA
Rhopilema esculentum is the source of this 3097-nucleotide messenger RNA. Its product is annotated as glutamine--fructose-6-phosphate aminotransferase [isomerizing] 2. Gene Ontology annotation, biological process: fructose 6-phosphate metabolic process; UDP-N-acetylglucosamine metabolic process; protein N-linked glycosylation. The record is from RefSeq and is a predicted model, not a curated record. Gene Ontology annotation, molecular function: L-glutamine:D-fructose-6-phosphate transaminase (isomerizing) activity; carbohydrate derivative binding. Lineage: Eukaryota; Metazoa; Cnidaria; Scyphozoa; Rhizostomeae; Rhizostomatidae.